Molecule: messenger RNA, 966 nt
Organism: Penicillium cataractarum
Lineage: Eukaryota; Fungi; Ascomycota; Eurotiomycetes; Eurotiales; Aspergillaceae
Exons: 2
Coding region: 1-966 (321 amino acids)
Source: RefSeq, a predicted model, not a curated record
AUGAGCCCCUUCGUUCGCGCCCGUGCACCCGAACUCGAACAACGAUACGGUCUCUCCUCCUCCGAGUUACUCGCGUUCAUCGACGGCCUCAAUGAAUCAUUCAUGGCCAAUCCCGCAUUGCAAGUUACAAACACCAUUGGAACAAUAGUCAGUUUCGUCCCCCUGCAGACUGCACAAAUAGUCGGCGCAAGUCUCAACGUUGCCGCAGGCCUGGGAACUGCUGGUGUAUCUAUGGUACGGACAAAGCGGUAUAUGAAGCAGGCGAACGAGACCAUUUUCAAACCCAGGGGUCUGCAUGCACAGAUUUGUAAGACGGACAAGAUGCUUAGCCAGAUGGGGAUGGCGGGUGAUACUGCUGUUUUCGCAAAGGGCCAGGCUCAGGCUAUGCUUAGCAGUGCGCAGGCUAAUGAGCCUAGUCGGCAUGCUAUUGCGAGAAGGAUGCAGGCUCUAGGUGAUCGGAUGGGGUCGUUUGCUGCUCAGCGCGCUGAGAAGAAGCAACUUGAGAAGCUUCAGAAACAGCAGGUCAAGGCUGAGGAGAGGGCGGAUAAGGACGAGAGAAAGAUUGCUAAGGCUGAGUGCAAGCACAGUAGCGCCGAUGGGACGAUGGAUAAGAUCAUGAAGCAGAUGGAAGAUAUUCAGUACCAGAUCCAGUCUCUGGAUCCCAAUCGUCGACGAUAUGUGAAGCAUCUCAGAGAACUACAGCGGGAAUAUCGGGAGCUUGAGCGAAAGCUUCAGCAAGUUGAGGCUAAGGGAAAAUCUCGGCACGCCGAACGGGUUGAUAAACAGGAUCGGAGGCGGGAUGAAAAGUCCGAGAAGCGAGAGAACAAGGAGGCGAGGAAUAUCAACAAGAUAUACUGGAUAGUGAUCAACGCGGAGGAAGAGAGCGCAUUAGGCGAUGAUGACUGGGCAUCGGAUAACUCGUCCGAGGUGUCCGCCACGUAUGGGAGGUAUCAUCAAGGGCUUUGA